Molecule: messenger RNA, 1548 nt
Organism: Suillus paluster
Lineage: Eukaryota; Fungi; Basidiomycota; Agaricomycetes; Boletales; Suillaceae
Product: general amidase
Exons: 12
Coding region: 1-1548 (515 amino acids)
Source: RefSeq, a predicted model, not a curated record
AUGCCACAUUGGACUGCUCUAGUCGCAGAAAAGAAGCAGAGGCAGCUAAAUUCCAUUCCUCAGGAUUGGCUGACCUGUGGGCUUUUGAAUGCGAGAGAAAUUGAGAUCACCAAUACUUCUGUGGAUGUUUUGUUGGAGAGACUUGCGAGUGCGGAGUGGACAGCUAUAGAGGUGACAACUGCGUUCUCCAAGAGGGCUAUUGUUGCCCAUCAGCUUGUCAAUUGCUUGACGGAAAUUUUUGUUGAUCGUGCAUUGGCCCGAGCGGCUGAGCUCGAUGAUCAUUUGAAGAAGACAGGGAAGAUCGUUGGCCCACUUCAUGGGCUGCCAAUAUCUCUAAAGGACCAAAUAUGUAUCAAGGGACUAGAAACCAUUAUGGGUUAUGCGUCGUGGAUUGGGAAGUACGCGGAUAAAAACGCAGUGCUGGUGGACGUUCUGAUUGAAUGCGGAGCCGUGCCAUUCGUCCGCACUAACGUUCCGCAGACACUCAUGUGGCCAGAAUCCUUCAAUAGUGUUUUCGGCCGGACGCCUAACCCAUACAACCGCUCUCUGACCUCGGGUGGAUCAUCAGGAGGAGAGGGUGCCUUGGUUGCCCUCAAAGGAAGCCCUCUGGGAGUCGGCUCGGAUAUCGGAGGCUCUAUUCGUAUUCCCUCUGCAUUCUGCGGCUUAUACAGCCUGAGACCGUCAUACGGGCGUGUACCAUACUGUGGCGCCCUCAACUCACUCGAGGGCCAAGACUCGGUCCCCUCCGUGUUCGGUCCUAUGACAAACAGCCUCAGCGGGGUCAAAGUCUUCAUGAAAGCUGUCGUUAACGCCAAACCAUGGCUCAAAGACCCUCUUGCGGUUCGGAAGAAAUGGGACGAAGACGAAUAUAAUCUCGCAGACCAUGGAUAUGGCAAAGAUUUGUGCUUUGGGAUCAUGUGGGACGAUGGCGUCAGGUCUCUGGAAAUCACAAAAGCGGCACUCCAGAAGGCGGGCCACAAAGUUGUUGACUGGAAACCCAUCAAGCACAGAUUGCUCCAACAAGUCACGAUGGAUAUCUUGACCGCCGCUUCCACCGAGGACAUCAUGAUCACGACCUCUGUCACAGGGGAGCCAAUAAUUGCAACAAUGGAGCUGGACGAUACAGGCUUCCGUCCGCAAAACAGCGGCAUCACCGCAUACCAGCUCUGGCAACUGCAGAAGCUGCGUCAAAAUACCCGAAAAGAAUACCUAGAUCACUGGGAAGCAACUGCGUCAGAGACUGGGACAGGACGACCUGUCGACGCUAUCAUCUGUCCGGUCGCAGCAUAUGCGGCACCUCCCCAUGGGAAGAACAGCUACACCAAUUACACUACCGUUUGGAAUGGACUCGACUAUCCCGCCACGACUUUUCCUGUGACUACUGUCGACUCCACUCUCGAUGGGCAGGAGCCUCCCCAUGGUUUCUAUGAUGAUUUCGAUCAAUACGUGUACGAAAUGUACGACCCGGAGAAAUUCAAGAACGCCCCUGAAGAGGCGGUCAUAAAAAUGACAGAAAUUGUCGAUGCGGCACUGACAGCCACAAAAUAA